GAAAGUGGUGGAAAGAGCCAGCAGGGUGCACCUGCACACCCUGUCCCUCUGCUAGGAUGUUCCUCAUGAACGCCCCUCCAGUGGUCCCGCUCCAGUCUAGGUGGGAGGCCUUUGGCCCGCCUGGAGGAUUCCAGUUCCCCACCCGAGCCUCGGUCAGCGCUGGAGUGCGCAUGAUCAUCAGCUCGCUGCCACGUGAGGAGCCUCUGCGGGGCAUGAGCGAUGGGCGUGCCACGCAGAGGGACCAGCGAGCAGAGCCAGGGCUGGGGGCCGGCCCUGCCAUGCACAGGGAGCAGCCUGUGUUUGUUACCUGUGGCCUUGCUGCUGACGGUGGCCCUCUGGGGCGGGAGGAAGCGGUGCACCUUGACCCCUCGGUGCUGGACUCGGACAGCGAUGACUCCGUCGACCGGGGCAUCGAGGAGGCCAUCCAGGAGUACCUGAGGGCCAAGAGCGGGGCUUCUCAGCCCAGCCCCUCAGCACCUCCUCCCUGGCCCGCCCCGCCUCCCCUCAGCCCUCCCACACGGGCCCCCAGCUCUGUCAGCACCCCUGGCAGCUCUGCGGGGGCCGGCCAGGGUUCCACCUCUCCAGGCAGCGUGAGCAGUGAGGACUCCUUCGAGCAGAGCAUCCGGGCAGAAAUCGAGCAGUUUCUGCAUGACAAGAGACAACACGAGAACAAAAAAGGUGUGGGGCCUGUAGAUGGGAACACAGAGCCCGGUGACAGUGCUGCCACCAGACUUAAACCCUGCAGGGAGCCUCCCCCCAGGACGGCGCCCAGGCAGGACCCCGCAGGAGCCUACAAGGAGUUUGUCUUCCGGAAGCAUCCCCGGUUGGCGAAGGCGAACGCUCAGCCCAAGGCCGAGGAGCCUGACAGCCCCAGCCGCACGAGGCUGGCCGUGCCCAGGCCAGAGGCGGCACAGCAGCGGGGCAGGGCCAGGAGGAACGCCAGUGCUGCCCGCAGAGGCAGGCGACUGCGGAGUGUGGCCUCUGUGCCAGAGGCCUCGGACUCUAGCAGCGAUGAUGGCAUUGAGGAGGCCAUCCAGCUGUACCAGCUGGAGAAGACCAGGAAGGAAGCCAGCGGGGACCCACCGCCCAGAGCCCCUCUCAGAGAGGAGAGGGGGCCCAACACCCCUGCCAGCGGUGUGGGCAGCACCCUGCCGAGUCCGGUGCUGGAGGCCCACGGGAGGACCCCAAGCAAGAAAAAGCCAGCAGCCCCCAAGGCCGUCGGUGUGCCGGGGGGGCUUGACCCCGAUCACCCCUCCAAAGCCCCUGUACCUCCAGGACACGCAGCCAGCAGGAGCGAGUCUGCAGAGCAGGCCCCGUGCCAGGCGGAGGCAUCCGCCGAGCUGAUGUGUGCAGAGGCGAUCCUGGACAUCUCCAAGACCAUCCUGCCGGCUUUCGGGCAGGGCGGCGACCCGCUUUUCCCCAGGGGCCCACUCUUCUGUGCCCCAGCCACCCCGGCCCACUCUGGUGGCGACAGCAGCGCAGUGGACAGCGACGACAGCAUAGAGCAGGAGAUCCGGACGUUUCUGGCUCUCAAGGCACAGGUGGGGAAUCCACAGCCUGCCCAGCACCCGCCGUCACCACCGGGCCCCAGAGCCCGGGCUGGCCCCACCACAACCCUUCUCUCUAAACCACCUGAGCAGCCUGGAGGCUGCAAAAGGAAGCGGAGAGGUGGAGGGGGCAGUGCCCCAAGGCCAACCACACCCAAGAAAACCAGGGACCCGGUAGACAGUGCCCAGAGUGGCAGCCAUAGCCAGACGGUGGUUGAGCCUGGCUGCGAAGGGCAGGACUCGGCCAGCCAGGCCAAAGCCAGCAAGGCCCCAGCAGGGCAGAACGAGGCCAAGAGCCAGUCUGUCCCCUCCAGGACAGUUGGGCUCAUUGAUUCGCAUGCGGCUCCAGGCUUCGGGAACACCAGGAAGGCAGACAAGGGUGGAAGCGUCAGAGAGAAAGAGAGUUCUGAGGACAAGAGUAGCUCACUAGACAGUGAUGAGGACCUGGACACGGCCAUCAAGGACCUGUUACGAUCCAAGCAGAAGUUGAAGAAGAGGUGGAGGGACCCCCAGGCUGUGGGCAAGAAGAAGGUCAGGUUUAGCACCACGGAGACGCAUUUUGUGGAUAAGCAUUGUGGGCUCCCCAGAGACUGGGCAGACGGGAGCCCACAGGUGCUGAGGAGCUGUCUGUCCAGGUCCAGAGGCCCCAGCGGGGCAGGUCUGGGGGCUCCAAUGUCACGAGCCUUCAGCAGCACAGCAGAGAGAACCAAGGCUGGCGGCUCGGGGGCCAAGGCUGCAGCGCUGGCUUUCCAGACAGGAAGGACCCCCCACAGGACCAUGCCUUCCUGGGACAUGGAAGCCAGCCUCGGCCCUCCCUCAGCCUCCAACCCCAGCUCCCUGUCCGAGGACAGCUCAGUGGACAGUGACGAUAGCAUCGAGCUGGAGAUCAGGAAGUUUUUGGCAGAAAAGGCCAAGGAGUGUGUGAGCACUUGCGUUCAGCCAGGGAGUCAUGCUGCUCUGGGACCAGGGGGCCUGGCCAGGCCAGAGGUGCUAUGCAGGAAAGAGCCGGCACCGCAGCCUGGGAUACGAACCCGGAGCCAGAGAGCCAGGGCGGGCCCUCUGCUGACUGCAGGAGGCUGGGGCAUGGAGCGGGCUGGGGCAGAGAGUGCUGCCAGCCUAGGUGUCCAGGGUGGAAAGGGAGCCUCGCAUGCAGAGCAAGCCGCCCGCCCACCGGCUGCCCUGGGCAGAUGUGAGGCAGCACUGCCCAGGGGUGGCAGUGGGAACGCCUCUGCCAAGACGCCUUCCGGGGGCAAGAGGAACACUGGUGACCACAGAGACCAGAGCCCGCGAGGGGCCGAGCCGGCCGCUGCCGAAAGUGCUUUCGGCCAGCUGCCUAGCUGUGCCAGAAUGACCACCGAGGCUGCGGGCACCGGGAGCAUCUUUCACCUGAACUAUGGCAGCGGGACGUUGCUGACCCCCAGCCCAGGACCCCAGGCUGACCUCACCCUCCCCUGGAGUGACUUUGCCCACCAGAGCAGGCUUUCCAGCCCCUGGACACUGAGCGCAGAAGGUCGGGGCUCCCCGUGGACAGGUGACCCCGGGAGCUUGAAAGGGAAGGGGGCGGAGGGGCCCACGAGGGGCCGGAGUGGCUGCACCCCGGGCCCCCGGAGGAGCCUGCCCUUCGCCAGCUUCCCUCCUCGGCUCUCCACCCAGAUGGUCCACUUUGGGAAGAGCAUUUCCUGGGGGGGCAGGCAGGCCGGCCUCUUCAGUCCCCACCUGGGCCUGCCUCUGCAGAGCCCAGCCUUCUCGGCCUUCAGGGAGACCCAGGUCGGCCACAGCCCUGUGUUUGGGAGCCCGUACUUGCUCAUGAAGGACAGCGGGCCCCGGCCAAACAGGAGGGCACAGGGAGAGCUCCGCCUGCACUGCAGAAGCCUGGGCUCCGGGGAGGACAUCUCAGACCUGAGGUACGGCCACCUCGCGGGCGACGGGGACCAGCAGGACCUGGAGGCCCUGGGCAGCGAUGCCAGUGAGUACAGCGACACCUGGCACUGGCGGAGGCGCAGUGGUAAAGGGCAAAGCCCUCAAGCUGUGAUGGGAGCCCCGGAUCUUGUCACUUCGGUAGGAAGCGGUGCGGUGGUAAAGGGCAAAGCCCUCAAGCUGUGAUGGGAGCCCCGGAUCUUGUCACUUCGGUAGGAAGCGGCGCGGUGGUAAAGGGCAAAGCCCUCAAGCUGUGAUGGGAGCCCCAGAUCUUGUCACUUCGGUGGGAAGCGGCACCACCAUGUGCGUGCGUGUUUGCACAGGUCUGCACCUAGGUGGGAAAGCGGCUGGUGGUGAAAGAGCGGAAACCAGAGAGUCCUUUCUUGUAGCCCCGUGUGUAUGUAUGUUAACUUGAAAUUACGUUUUUAUUUAACAGAUGUGUCCUGAUAAAGAUAGGUUUUGUAGCUUUUUGUAAAUUAUUUCAAGUGUUGUUAAAAAAAAUAUUUUUGGCCAAUACUGUGGUUCCGUUUUGUAGGGCAUCCCUAGCCGCAGGCUUCUGUGGUCUGCUCAGGCGGGGAGGCGGAUGAGCUUUGCUGAUGAGCUUUGGCGCUGUCUUUCCCAGCCACAGCCAGAGGCUUGGGCCAGCGCCUCCUGGCCACCUGCUAGCACACAAGCUGGGGCUUGGGGAAAGUGGCACUGGCCUGCUCGGAGCCUGCCGUCCUGUGCUGUGCCCAGAAGCUGGCAGGAGCUGCAAAGAACCCCAGGUCCCCAGGGGCCUCCGAAGACUGCAGUCACAGCCUGAGAUGAGAGAAAGAUUCAAAGCACAAAGUCCUCUGACCAGCCGUUCUGUCCGGUCCCGUCCGAUCCCGUCCCGUCCUGUCCGGUCCCAUCCCAUCCUGUCAUCCUAAGUGAGGUUGGAGCCUCUGGCUCUGCAGCUCAGCCCUGAGCUGGACCAUGUCCAGUGUUGCCCAGUGUCUAGAGAACUCGAAGAUCUCAAUAAACCUCUUUUUCUAUGAGA
Molecule: messenger RNA, 4482 nt
Organism: Dipodomys spectabilis (banner-tailed kangaroo rat)
Lineage: Eukaryota; Metazoa; Chordata; Mammalia; Rodentia; Heteromyidae
Gene: Ppp1r26
Product: protein phosphatase 1 regulatory subunit 26
Exons: 1
Coding region: 57-3650 (1197 amino acids)
Biological process (GO): negative regulation of phosphatase activity
Molecular function (GO): protein phosphatase inhibitor activity
Source: RefSeq, a predicted model, not a curated record